Molecule: messenger RNA, 1943 nt
Organism: Durio zibethinus
Lineage: Eukaryota; Viridiplantae; Streptophyta; Magnoliopsida; Malvales; Malvaceae
Product: diacylglycerol kinase 7-like
Biological process (GO): phospholipase C-activating G protein-coupled receptor signaling pathway
Cellular component (GO): membrane
Molecular function (GO): ATP-dependent diacylglycerol kinase activity
Source: RefSeq, a predicted model, not a curated record
AAGCUUUCAAUUACUUUCCACAAACUACAAUUUGGCUUUGAAGAAUCCUUAUGUGGCAGUUACGUAAUUUAAGGGUUUCUUGAAGGGCAUUUGGGUUCAGGUCUCACCCACUAUCUCCUCCAAACAAAGAAAAAGGAUACUCCUCCAACUCCGAACGCUUUUUCAAAAAAGAAAAAAAAAGAAGAAAGAAACCAACCUCAUUCUUUCCUUCUUCCCUGUACCCUCCAUCCCUCCCUCGAUCUAUAUAUUUAUAUGUACGUCUUUGUUUACUCGUAUACUUUCUUUAUUUGGUAACAACAAAAAAUAAAAAUAAAAAAGAAGAUUCUGGAAAAUAUGGAUACGCCGACGUCGGCGGGGGAUUCAUCGACGGCACGGAUCGUGGCGCGUUCCUCUAUGAUAGACUCGAUAAAAGCUUGCGGGUUGUCGAGUUUAACCGGUUUUAGGAUCGAUAAGGAAGAGCUUAGACGGAGGCUUUUGAUGCCUCAGUAUCUACGCCUUGCGAUGCAAGAUUCCAUUAGGAAAAAAGACGUCGACGGUGGUGACCAGCAUUUCCUUCUGCAUGGCUCCGUCGAUAUUCUCUGCCCUGAAAACCCUACAGUAGUUUUUAUUAACUCCCGAAGCGGCGGCCGCCAUGGCCCCGUCCUUAAAGAACGUCUCCAGCAAUUAAUCAGCGAAGAACAGGUAUUUGACCUCCAAGAUGUGAAACCGCAUGAAUUUGUACGGUAUGGACUGACUUGCCUUGAUAAGUGGGCUAACAACGGAGACCUUUGUGCCAAGGAGACACGGCACAACAUUAGAGUUGUGGUUGCUGGAGGUGAUGGUACAGUUGGUUGGGUACUUGGAUGUCUUGGAGAGCUUCAUCAAAAGGGUCGGGAGCCAGUUCCUCCUGUAGCUAUCAUUCCACUUGGUACAGGCAAUGACUUGUCUAGAAGUUUUGGUUGGGGAGGUUCAAUUCCUUUUGCCUGGAAAUCAGCUAUUAAAAGAACUCUGCACAGAGCUACUACUGGUCCAAUUUGCCGUCUAGAUAGUUGGCAUGUUGUGUUGCAAAUGCCUGGCAUGGAAGUUGUUGAUCCUCCCCAUUCUUUGAAGGCUACAGAAGAGUGUGCUCUUGAUCAGACUUUGGAGAUUGAGGGGGACGUUCCAGACAAAGUGAACUGCUAUGAAGGUGUAUUCUAUAAUUACUUUAGCAUAGGAAUGGAUGCACAAGUGGCUUAUGGAUUCCAUCAUUUACGUAAUGAGAAACCUUACCUUGCACAAGGUCCUAUUACAAAUAAGAUUAUCUACUCUGGUUACAGUUGCAGUCAGGGUUGGUUUCUCACACCUUGCAUAAAUGAUCCAAGUUUAAGGGGGCUCAAGAACAUUUUAAGGAUCCAUAUUAAAAGGGUCAAUUGCUCGGAAUGGGAGCAGAUUCCAGUCCCUAAAAGUGUGAGGGCAAUUGUGGCUUUAAAUCUUCAUAAUUAUGGAAGUGGGCGAAAUCCAUGGGGUAAUCUCAAACCAGAGUAUUUGGAAAAGAGAGGCUUUGUUGAGGCCCAUGCUGAUGAUGGUCUUCUAGAAAUUUUUGGCUUAAAGCAAGGAUGGCAUGCAUCAUUUGUAAUGGUUGAUCUCAUAUCUGCAAAACACAUUGCACAGGCUGCUUCGAUUAGAAUGGAGCUAAGGGGUGGAGAGUGGAAAGAUGCAUAUAUGCAGAUGGAUGGGGAACCAUGGAAACAGCCCAUGAGCGAGUAUUCAACUUUUGUGGAAAUUAAGCGGGUGCCUUUUCAGUCACUAGUGAUCAGUGGAGAGUGACAUUGGCGAAUCCUCAAGCAUGGUUGUCACCAAAGGGUUUGUAAAUUAUAUUUGUUUCCCCCCAGUGACAAAAAUACAUAGGAAUAGGGUAUCUGUUGUAUCAAAUACAUUUGCAGUCAAUUACAUAUAUAUAUAUAUAUAUAUAUGUGCCAUUCCAU